CCCACGCCGCCGCCGCCGCUGCUGAGCUCGCCGGCAGCGCCCGGGCUCGGGCGUCCGAGCGGGGAGGAUGUUCUCCGCCCUGAAGAAGCUGGUGGGGUCGGAGCAGGCUCCGAGCCGGGACAAGAACAUCCCCGCCGGGCUGCAGUCCAUGAACCAGGCGCUGCAGAGGCGCUUCGCCAAGGGGGUGCAGUACAACAUGAAGAUCGUGAUCCGUGGAGACCGCAACACAGGCAAGACGGCCCUGUGGCACCGGCUGCAGGGGAAGAAGUUCGUGGAGGAAUACAUCCCCACCCAGGAGAUCCAGGUCACCAGCAUCCACUGGAACUAUAAGACCACUGAUGACAUUGUGAAAGUCGAGGUCUGGGAUGUGGUUGACAAAGGAAAAUGUAAAAAGCGAGGCGAUGGCUUGAAAAUGGAGAAUGACCCUCAGGAGGCAGAGUCCGAGAUGGCCCUGGAUGCUGAGUUCCUGGAUGUGUACAAGAACUGCAACGGAGUGGUCAUGAUGUUUGACAUCACCAAGCAGUGGACCUUCAACUACAUCCUGCGUGAGCUGCCCAAAGUGCCGACCCACGUCCCUGUGUGCGUGCUGGGCAACUACCGUGACAUGGGCGAGCACCGGGUCAUCCUGCCUGACGAUGUGCGUGACCUCAUUGACCACCUGGACAGGCCCCCAGGUGCCUCUUAUUUCCGCUAUGCCGAGUCUUCCAUGAAGAACAGCUUUGGCCUGAAGUACCUUCACAAGUUCUUCAACAUCCCGUUUCUGCAGCUGCAGAGAGAGACGUUGCUGCGGCAGCUGGAGACCAACCAGCUGGACGUGGACGCCACGCUGGAGGAGCUGUCGGUGCAGCAGGAGACCGAGGACCAGAACUACGAGAUCUUCCUUGAAAUGAUGGAUGCCCGCAGCCGUGGCCACGCAUCCCCCUUGGUGGCCAAUGGGCAGAGCCCAGCCUCUGGCUCCCAGUCGCCCGUUGUACCUCCAGGCACCACAUCCACCGGGAGCUCCAGCCCCGGCACACCCCAGCCCGCCCCGCCACCCCUCGCCAUCCCUUCCACCUGCCCCACCCCACUGUCCCUGGCAGCCCCGGCACCCCUGGCCGAGGCCCUGCUGCCCCCUACUCCAGCCCCCGCCCCACCCCAGAGGCGCAGCAUCAUCUCGCGGCUGUUUGGGACCUCAUCUGCAGCCGAGCCAGCUCCCUCACCUCCAGAGCCUGCACCAUCCACAGAGGCCCCAGUAAAGGUCCCAAAUGUGGAGGACUUUGUUCCUGAAGACAGUCUGGACCGUAGCUUCCUGGAGGAUGCAGCCCCCCCAAAGGAUGAGAAGGCCAAGGCCUCACCACAGGACAGCGACAGUGAUGGGGAGGCCCCAGGUGGGAACCCAAUGGUGGCAGGUUUCCAGGACGACGUGGACUUGGAAGACAGGCCACCCAGCAGACCCCUGCUGCCCAUGGACCCCCUCCCCAGUAAGCACAUCACUCUGUCUAGUGAAGAGGAGGCUGAGGGUCCUGAAAGUCCACCCAAAGCCACCGUCCUGGGCCCCCAGCCAUGCCUGGAGCCAGAGAUGAAAAGGUCUUCCAAAAAGACCCUGAAGCCCCAGGCCGAGGCGGCACCCUCACCAGCUCAGGAGCCUCAGGUGCUGGACAGUCCCUUGACGUCCGAGAGGCAUGCCCUUGAGAUGCCGGCAUCCAGGGCCACAGCCGCCACUGGGGGCCCCCUCCGCAGACCCGAGGGGACUAAGGCUGAGCAGGCAGCAUCAUCCGAGAGCGACACCGAGGGGCCCAUUGCCGCCCAAAUGCUGUCCUUUGUCAUGGACGACCCUGACUUCGAGAGUGAGGAGUCGGACGUACCACGGAGAAUGAAUGAGUUCCCAGUCCGUGAGGACCUCUCCGACCUGACCGAUGAGGACGUUGGCCCAGCACAACCACCCCGACCACUCCAGCCGCCCACACCCUCCUUCAGACCCAAGAAUGACACCGACCUCUUCGGACUGGGCCUCAGGGAGCCAGGCCCCAGGGACAGCAGCGAUGAAGAUAAGGUUGGCAAGCCUCCCUCCAGAGAGAAGAAGAAGAAGAAGAAGAAGAAGGAGGAGGAAGAAAAGGCUGCGAAGAAGAGCAAGCACAAGAAGGGCAAGGACAAGGAGGAGGGCAAGGAGGAGAAGAGAAAAAAAAAGAAGGCACCUCGGAGCAAGAAGGAGGCCACUGAUGAGCUGGAAGCCUUCCUGGGGGGCGGGGCCCCUGGUAGCCAGCACCGUGGUGGCGGGGACUACGAGGAGCUCUAGGUCUGGCCGCUGUGGUGGCGACCCUGUGGCGGGCAGCGGGCGGCACAGUUGGCACAGGAAGGCCUGCCUGCACCGCCCCUCCCACAGCCCAGCUUCCUCAUUGGAGGGGCCCAGCCGAGCCCCGUGUGCAGCAGGCCCAGGCGGCAGUCAGCCAGGAGAGGCUGGUGCCCAAGGUGGGGUGGGGCAGUGUUUCUCAGGGAUGUGACUGAGGCCUGCGAGGGAGCUGCAGGGUCUGUUUACAGGGGGCACUCCGCUUGGGCUCCUCGGUUGCCGUCACCCCAGCUCCCCCUCCUGCUUGCCCUGGGCACACGCCCACCGCCCACUUGCAGCCACUACAUGCAGAUGGCACCACUUCUAGCACGUGUGGCUCCCCACGACAGACAGUCAGCCCUGGGUGGCUGGGCUCCAGGGAGGACUCACUGGUCCCUCGGAGCAGCCCCCAGCCCACCAGGUGAAGCUGCAGGGGAACAGCAGCAGGGGCAGUGCCUCCUGGGACAUGACUUUCCCCAGAGUGUUUCUGUUAUGCCACCUGUGGCCACAGCUGCUUCUGUACCCAGGUGGGUGCCAUGGGCUGGAGCUGGGUGAUUCCCAGUUAUCUCAUCUCCAUUCGGACUAUAAAGCUCUCCUGUUUUA
Messenger RNA from Loxodonta africana (African savanna elephant), 2908 nucleotides. It is a transcript of the gene RABL6, whose product is annotated as RAB, member RAS oncogene family like 6. The record is from RefSeq and is a predicted model, not a curated record. The coding region runs from base 68 to 2275 and encodes 735 amino acids. Gene Ontology annotation, cellular component: cytosol; nucleus. Gene Ontology annotation, molecular function: GTPase activity; GTP binding. Lineage: Eukaryota; Metazoa; Chordata; Mammalia; Proboscidea; Elephantidae. The transcript has 15 exons.